AUGGCCGGUAGCCCAGGAAUGCAUGAUUGCCAUGAUGGAUAUAUCGAAAACCGAGAUGAUAUCCGAUUGAAAGAAACUGGGACCGAUGACAUCGCAGAUGAUGAGCAGAAAUACCCACCCACCGCAAAGCUGGUUCCUAUCCUUGUAGGACUGUGCUUUCAGUCUUUUUGCAUCGCGCUGGAUAACACCGUCCUUUCAACCGCAGUACCGAAAAUCACCGAGCAGUUCAAUUCCCUCGAGGACCUUUCUUGGUAUGCAAGCGCGUAUUUAUUGACGACAUGUGCGGUUACGCUUCCCUUCGGCAAGAUCUACACCUACUACUCGACCAAAUGGACGUAUAUGAUCGCCCUUGCACUUUUUGAGAUAGGGUCUUUGAUAUGUGCUGUGACACCCAACUCGAAAGGUCUGAUACUAGGAAGGGCCAUUGCUGGAAUUGGAUCGGGCGGAUUGUCUCCGGGCGCUCUGUUGGUGCUGGCCAACAGCUUGCCACUUCACCGACGAGCGCUAUACUUUGGAAUCAUUGGCAGUACCAGUGGAAUUGCGACAGUGACAGGACCAUUAUUGGGUGGUCUGUUGACUGACAAGGUCAGCUGGAGAUGGUGCUUCUACGUCAACCUUCCUCUCGGAGCAAUUACCGCGAUAUUCAUUACACUUUUCUUCAAAGACUCAUCGACUCAAACCAAAAUCGAGCCCGGAAAAAUGAACCAAAUAAAGCGGAUGGACCCAAUUGGAAUUCUCACGUUUAUUCCUGCCAUUGUUUGUAUCUUGCUAGCUCUUCAGUGGGGAGGCACCAAAUACGAAUGGUCCAACGCACGGAUCAUUGCAAUGUUUGUUCUCUUCGGUGUCUUUGGGUCUAUAUGGUGCGCCGUUCAACUCUGGAAACAAGAAGAAGCAACAGUUCCGCCCCGACUUCUCAAAGACCGCAAUGUCCUUGGCGCCGUAAUCCAUGCCAUGUUCCUGGGAGGUUCAUUCUUUGUAUUUGGUUACUAUCUCCCCAUCUGGUUCCAAGCUAUCCAAGAAGACUCGGCAUCAGAGUCAGGGAUCAACAGCCUUCCCAUGGUCGUAACAAUGAUUGUCUGCUCGGCAAUUGGUGGACUACUCGUGAAUCUCAUCGGAUAUUACACACCAUUAAUGUUCUUUGGAAGUGCCCUUCUAACAAUCGGAUCAGGGCUCUGCACCACUUUCAAAGUCAAUACUGGGAACGGCCUAUGGAUUGCCUAUCAGAUAAUUAUAGGGAUGGGCGCAGGAGUGGGAUUCCAGCAGUGUAUAAACGCUCUACAAACCGUAUUGCCGCUACAUGACAUCCCGGUCGGCAUCGCAAUCAUUACUUUCGCUCAGAGUCUGAGCGGGGCCCUAUUCAUAUCUAUCGCUCAAAAUGUCUUUCAAAAUCGACUUGUCGCCAAUUUGAGACACGUCGCACCUAAUGUCAACCCAGCGGCCAUCAUUCAAGCUGGCGCGGCGAACCUGGCAGAUCGACUUCCGCAAGAAAUCCUUCCAACAGUUCUGUACGCGUACAACAUAGCCGUUACUCAGACUUUCUAUGUGUCUGUAGCUGCCGCCGCACUCUCCUUCUUUGGAGCUGGACUCGUGGAGUGGAAAUCUAUGAGACGAACCAAGAAAUGCGAUUGA
Molecule: messenger RNA, 1629 nt
Organism: Penicillium atrosanguineum
Lineage: Eukaryota; Fungi; Ascomycota; Eurotiomycetes; Eurotiales; Aspergillaceae
Product: MDR family MFS transporter
Exons: 4
Coding region: 1-1629 (542 amino acids)
Biological process (GO): transmembrane transport
Molecular function (GO): transmembrane transporter activity
Source: RefSeq, a predicted model, not a curated record